Molecule: messenger RNA, 1741 nt
Organism: Haliotis rubra (blacklip abalone)
Lineage: Eukaryota; Metazoa; Mollusca; Gastropoda; Lepetellida; Haliotidae
Product: platelet endothelial aggregation receptor 1-like
Exons: 5
Coding region: 83-610 (175 amino acids)
Source: RefSeq, a predicted model, not a curated record
CACAACGAUACAUUGGAGCGGUUGAGUAGGAGUAAGUUGUGACUCCAGAUUUGCCCGUGACGUAUAUCAUUGCAGGCGAAAGAUGAAAGGGCAGGAUAUCUCCUCAGCAAUGCUGAUACUGAGCCUACUAUCGAUCAUACUGGGACUACAUGUCAGAGGUGAUCCAAUCUGUCCACCGGGAACAUACGGAGACGCUUGUGCCAAAAACUGUUCUACGCGAUGUAGAGUAUAUUCUGGUACGAACCGUAUUUACUGUGACAAGACCAGUGGACGUUGUGCGGAAGGAUGUAUUCAAGGCUGGUAUGACGACAAGUGCAACAGACAGUGCAGCAAGAACUGCAUCAACAACAUCUGCAAUCAGCAAGCUGGAGAGUGCACAAGGGGAUGCACAGAUGGCAAAAAAGGAACGUUUUGUGAAAUUCCAGCUACGGAGGAACCACACACAGGAAAGGCACAGGAGAUCUCAGCAGCAAAGUGGGCAGGACUUGGUACUGGUUUUGCUGCCAGUGUGCUUGUAUUCAUCCUAUUACUAAUAGGCGCAUUGUAUAUAUGUCGACAGAAAAUAUGUAAGUGUGACUUUAACAUACAUUUUAUUUCAUUUUCUACUUAGACUGAAGAUAUAGCGUGACGUGUAAUGUGAUUGCUUAAAUAAUAUAUCCUUUUACCUGGCGGCUAAACUACUUUUCGUUUAUUCCAAAACCCUAGAAAAAAACAGGUAAUCACCACGUUAAAACACAUAAUAAAGUCUCCUAUUCACACUUACGCAAAUAAGUGAGAAUAAUGAUGGAUAAGAAUAGAUAUGAAGGACAAAUAUUCCUCCUUUGUUUACACCGUCAAAAGAUAUAGACAAGACAUUCCAAGAUUAUUUCUCAUAGCUAGGCCAAACAAUAAUCGUAAUACUGUUUUCGGGACUCUUUAAUGUUGAAACUUUGAACAACCAAAUUUCAAUCAAGAAAAUGAAACAAUGUAACGAUGAAUCUAUGAAACGUAAACCUCAGAUAACCGGUCUUGAGGCAAACUAGUGGCGAUAACUAUAUGAAUGGACCACUGAAAUUCAGACGACACCCUAUAUUUGUAAAAAGGGUAAGCAUGUGUUCCUGUCCCAGUGGUAGCAAUGUGUGUUGUCUGGCGCUGUACAGCAAUAUUCGCGUCAUGCGUCGGCGGCAUAAAAAGACAAUCAUGUUAUGGACAGACCAAACUAGACAAUAUGUCACACACACGGGUCAACACGUGACCCAGGUCCAAUUAACCCGUGUCACAACUGCAGAGCAGGACAGGUUCAUAUGAUAGAUCUACCAUGGUCACCUCUACAGCUGCAGCAAUGAUAGGGAUGGCGAAGGAUUUCAGCCCAGACAGUGAGGAACUGUCUGCACGCUGCAUGCAUCCGCCCGACACAGUCAUUCUAACUGAUGAGCAUCAUCGGCUGUGAUUUCAAUGGUUUCAAGAACACAGAGUAUGGCAAUAACACCGAUGGAGACGUGCUCGGUUUAGUGACGAGUCACGUUUUUUGCUUCACUGUACAGACGGCAGACGCCGUGUUUACAGAGGUCGUGGGGAACGUUAUGCUCGAAACUGCAGUGGAAGGUUUGGUUGCGAAAGAGUAAUGAUGUGUGACGCCAUCUCCCAUACCUGUAGAACAGAUUUGGUAGACAUCCAGGGCAAUGUAACAGAGGAUCGGGUGUUCGGGGUCGCUGACUUGGUUAACACAUGUCAUCGCAUCUUAAUUCCGUAGAUCGAUGCA